Molecule: messenger RNA, 4449 nt
Organism: Microcebus murinus (gray mouse lemur)
Lineage: Eukaryota; Metazoa; Chordata; Mammalia; Primates; Cheirogaleidae
Gene: ELMOD2
Product: ELMO domain containing 2
Cellular component (GO): membrane
Molecular function (GO): GTPase activator activity
Source: RefSeq, a predicted model, not a curated record
CUCGCUCCCUGACUUCCGGGUCGCGGUGCUUGCAGGGAGGGCUCCGCGAGUAGCGUCGUUUCCGUUGCCGGCUCUUUGCAGUUGGGGAAACCGAGGCAGCUCCUGCUUCCCCCUAGUUCUUCCGCUCCUGUGAGGAAAAAUGUUUAUUUCUUUGUGGGAGUUCUUCUAUGGGCACUUUUUCCGAUUUUGGAUGAAAUGGCUCUUACGACAGAUGACUGGAAAGUGUGAAUUGCAGCGAAUUUUUGAUACCUAUGUAGGUGCACAGAGGACACACAGGAUAGAAAAUUCCUUGAGAUACUCCAAGAAUAAGGUUUUACAGAAUGCAACACGUGUUGUUGAGAGUGAAGUGGACAAGUGUGUAGAAGAUAUAAUGAAGGAAAAGAAUAUUAACCCUGCGAAGGAUUCCAGUUUUAAAAUCUGCAUGACAACAUGCUUACUGCAGAUAACUGGUUAUAAACAGCUCUAUUUGGAUGUAGAAAGUGUGAGGAAAAAGCCAUAUGAUUCUGAUAACCUGCAACAUGAAGAGCUUCUCCUGAAGCUUUGGAAUCUUCUAAUGCCAACGAAAAAGUUGAAGGCUAGAAUCUCCAAGCAGUGGGCUGACAUUGGUUUCCAGGGAGAUGAUCCCAAAACAGACUUCAGAGGCAUGGGCAUACUAGGAUUAAUCAAUCUUGUGUAUUUCAGUGAAAAUUACACCCGUGAAGCUCAUCAGAUUCUUUCCCGUUCAAAUCAUCCAAAACUAGGGUAUUCUUAUGCAAUAGUUGGAAUCAAUCUUACAGAGAUGGCUUAUAGCUUACUGAAGAGUGAAGCUUUGAAGUUUCAUCUCUACAACUUUGUUCCUGGUAUACCAACAAUGGAACACUUUCAUCAGUUUUAUUGUUAUCUCGUCUAUGAAUUUGACAAGUUUUGGUUUGAAGAAGAACCAGAAAGCAUUAUGUAUUUCAAUUUAUAUAGAGAGAAGUUUCAUGAAAAGAUUAAAGGACUCUUACUAGAUUGUAAUGUAGCACUUACUUUAAAAAUAUAAAUCAUCCAUUGUAUCUUCUAUUUCUACCACAUUUUGCACACACAACAGAAUUUAUAUGUUGUAAUAGAAAUUAUCUGAUCAAUUACACUCUUAUAUAUAUAAUUUCCUACAAAAAUAUUUCAGAAAUUCUAUUUAAGAAAGCUAGUGGACAAUCAGUGUAUGUUUACAAUUGUUUAUACACUGUUCUCCAAAGGUACCUUAUCCUUCCAAAGAUCCCCUCUGUAGAGUCAUGUGAACACUUUGGAACUUGGGACUCCCAUUAAGUGUAAAAGUAUAAAUCAGGUAUUUGUAUUAAAUCGGUUGGUUAAAAUGUGUAAAAAAUCAGUUUUAAUUGUUAUGUGUUGUAGCUAUCAAGUUGGUAUCUUUUUCAAAGCUCUUGUAAGAUUUUCUGUUUUUUAGUUUGGCUGUUUUUAAUUUUCUUCAUCUUAUUUUUAUUUCCAGGUUAAUUAACAGCAAGAGUAGUUCUUUAUGGUUUUCUUUGUUUGCAUCUCAAUCACAUGUCAUAAUGUCGCUUUAUUAGUAGCAACAAGAGCAUAGAUAUGUCAGAGAGGAUGGAGAAUCAUGGCCUCCUUUUUGGUUUCUCUGAUUAUUGAGCAUAAUAGAUAAUGGGAGAAUGGGAAUGAAUAUUGGUGACUAGCUUUUCUGUUUUUAAAUUACACACUUUAAAAUAUCACAGUAUUAUUUUAAGGCUUAAAGGCAUUUUCUCAUCUUCAGUAUCCACUAAUUGAAGGCUUACAGCUUUUCUAAGUUGUAGAAAAAAACCUUGGUUAGUGCUUGGGGUAAGGGCCUUUUAUGAGGCUUCUUUGCCUAUGUGUGUUUAUGAAAAGAGAUGUAAUUGUGAAGAAAAUCUCGAUUGCAUUCAAAAGACAGUUUCUAUUUCAAUAAAGCUGUCUUUGAGAUUUAAAAAAGGGGAAAACUUAAAGGGUUUUAAAAAUCUCAGUUAAACUUCAUUGGUUUAUUUGACUUACUGUUACCUGUUUGCUUGGCUCCAUGGUGUUUCUAGAUAAUGGCAUGUAGACUUUAUGUUAAGUCUGUGGGAUACUGAAAUAGCUUGAGGAGGAUGACUGUGUAUUUUGUAUAGCUUUAUUCUCCUAAAAUCUCAGGAGGGCAGCAAGUUUUGUCAGGGAUUAUAUAGUAAUGAGAUUCUAAUGGGAAUGGUUUCUUCUUGGUGUGUUUUAGACAUUUGUACUUAUAACAAAACUAAAAUGUAAAGAUAGGAAAGUUCAUCUGAUUACUAAAUUUUCCUUAAAUGCUACGGAAACCAACCUGUUAAAGACAUAAUUUCAUCUAAAACAUGAUAUUUAGCACAUCUUUUAAUGUGGUAUAUAUCAAGUGUUUAUGGACUGGCUUAUAUGUGACAGAGCAAGACUUGGUAUUUGCUCAUGUCAGUUGCCAAACCUUUCUCUUCAAACUUGUAAAAGUGAAGAGUGGUAAGCAAUAUCUAAUUGGAAAAUAACAGAUGCAGUGUUGUAUAGCACAUACAUUAAAGGUUCAUGCAUUAAAAUUAUUUUCUCAAUAAGAUAAAACUAUUUUUAAAAUUUGGUUCACUUUAUUAUAAUAGUGGCAAUUCAGCUUUUCAGUAUUAUAGGAAUUUAAAAAUCAGCUUCUUAUAGGGGACUUCUCAAUCUUGGGAGUAUCUUCACUUAAUUUUUAAAAAUGUUUUCAUGCGUUAUGAUCCAGCUAGAGUUUUAUGAUGUGUAGCAAAAUCCUGACGAGGAUCAGGUGUUAACUAUUAAAGUUCAUUGUAUUAAGGUAUUAACUACAACAUGUAAAGCAAUUCUGUUAGUCUUCUAAUGUUUGUAUUGAAAAUACUUAUCUUUAUAUUUUGAUCUUUAAACAGCUGAGAUCUUGGACUGAUUUAAACCUUUGUCAGUAUACUUAAUAAAAGAAUGCUUGAGUAUGGAAGGGAAAAAUUUUAAUGUAACUUAAGUUUUUCCCCUUCUAAGGAGAAAAAAAAACUAUAAUGAUGCUAAGAAAAUGUCAUUUUAAAGUUUGCUCAAUAAUAUGUUCUUUAAAUCCAUCUCUGUUUGUGCAUUAUAGAUAUCAUUGUUUUUGCUUAAAAUGAUCAGUAACUAUUUCAGAUAGUUACAUAGCAAAUUGAUCCAAAAGCCACCAAUAAAUUCUGCAGUUUGAUAGUCUAGAAGUCAAGCAAAAUGUCACCAAUGUCAAUUGUAAAUUAGAAUGAAACAUGAGCCUUCCGACUUACAUGUGAUAAUGAUAUACAUGAAAGAAAAAUAUUGUAAUUGCAUCUACCUUCCUAAUUUCCCUUACUUUCAACAUAUGUAUGUUAGAAUGUUAUGUAGUCUUAAAAUCCAUAUUUGGAAUCCUACCUGUUUCUGUAAUAAUUAGUAAAAUGCCAAAGUAGUAAUAGAAUAUUAUGGCAUUGAAGUAGCAGGAAAAUUGUUAGUUUUAGCAUUAAAAAAAUGAAUCACUGUUGAAAUGAAUUUUUAUGUGCCCAAUUGAAGAGAGUGUACCAGUGACAAUAGUAACCUAAAAAUUUAACAGUUACAGUUUAGUUCUGAAAGACAAUCUUUAAAGAAAUUGAGAAAUCAGGGGGCAUCAGUGAACCUAUAUCAACCUUUCUUUGUAUAUAAUGCGGUGAUAGAGCUAGAUAGAAAAAUCAGUGUUUUACUGGUACCAUUUACAGUUUGGAAAACAGAAUCAUUUUCUUAAAAAUGCCCAUACUGAUGUUUUUUCCUGUGUUAAGAGCUACUUGUGUUUGUAUGUAUUUUUCUAAGUGAAAAUCUAUGUACUCUUCAUUUUUAUUCCAGUGUUCAUAAUUGUUCAUGCACUCUUUCUCCCCUUUGAGAAUGUUCAGCGGAAUGAAACUUAGUCAAAGAUUUGCUCAAAGGAGAAGAAUCACGCAAGUGUGAAAAGUGUAUGUUCGUUGGCAAAACACAAAAGGUUACACAUUAUCAUGGCACGGAAGAGAGAGGAGGUUUGAUUUGAAGGGCAAUAAUAUUUAUUAGCCUUCUUGAAAUAAUAAUUGGGGACCAGCAGCUAUUUUCUCAGGAUAAAUGCUCUACUCCGCUUCCCUAUGGACAAGUGUGGGGAGGCCUAAUUUCCAUUUUCAUUUUAUGAACCUCUCGACACAGCAAUUUUUAAAUGAAGAUUAAUGGAAUUGUUAAAAAUCUGAGAGGAAUCAUGACUUAAGUUUUUUUUUCCCUGUCUUCAGCUUUCUAUGAAAAAAAAUGUAGUACAGGUAAGACUCAACUACUGUGAUAGGACAAUUCUAUGGUUAUGUUGAAGUAUUCAAAAAGUAUUUAAACAGUAGCUUUCUCUGGGAGGAAAAAGUACCAGUUGGACACUUAAAGGAAUUGAUUUUUGUCUACUUUGGAUAAAGCAGUUGACUUAUGUAAAAGCAAUGUGUAAAAUGUCAUUUUGUUUGGAAUGUUAAGUGAGCAAAUAAAAAAACACGUUGAAAUUGU